Messenger RNA from Ruditapes philippinarum (Manila clam), 1342 nucleotides. Its product is annotated as thrombospondin-1-like. The record is from RefSeq and is a predicted model, not a curated record. NCBI's taxonomy places the organism in Eukaryota, Metazoa, Mollusca, Bivalvia, Venerida, Veneridae. The coding region runs from base 59 to 1108 and encodes 349 amino acids. The transcript has 11 exons.
GCUUAUAUAUGUGUACAUUCAACGAAAAAUUGCGAUAAAACUUUGAAGACGCGGUGCAAUGAAUGGAUCAUCUGUGUUAUUCUAUUUUGUCCUGAUUGUGACAUUUAGGUGGACAACUGCUUUAUUGUGUUACUCGUGUGCGGAUUUGAAAAGUAAUGAAGAAUGUUUUAAUGUUACGAAAUGUCCUGAUGGGGAGUUAUGUUACGGAAGAGAAGAUGGUUUUGGUUCGGGAGAAGUAAAACACACUACUGGCUGUACUAAGGAACUUAAGCCUUUAAAAAGACAGGAUUCAACAGGUUAUACAUUCUGUGCCAAGUCAUGUCAAGGAGAUUUAUGUAAUUUGAGAAGCUGUCAACCAGGUAAUGCUACGAGACCACCACGUUGCCUGUCAUGUAGUUUUGUGAAUUCGCCACAAGAGUGUCAAAACGUAGUUCAAUGUAAAGCUAACGAGGUGUGCUAUGUAAAUAAGUUUAAUACAUUUCAAAAAACGAAGUACAGAUUCAGUUGUAUCAGUAAAACGGAAUGUGACGUGCACCCAGUCACCUCCACCACUACAUUAAUAGGUAAAAGAAGCGACACAAAUACAUGUUCCCUCUGCUGCAAGAAUGAUCACUGUAACUUGAAUGCUUGCGAUCAACAGCAUAAUGGACCGAUGUUUCAUCUAAAACCAUUGAAUGCUGGUGCCACAUGUAAUGACACAGACACGGUAUUGUGUUCAACACUUGGCAGACUAAAUGCAGACGCGUGUAAAGAGUCUUCUGUUAUCAAAAUGUGCCCGAAGUCUUGUGUAACAUGCGAUCAUGUUGGAUGGAUGCCAUGGCAACCAUGGAGUACAUGCUCCAGGACUUGUGGAGGGACACAGACACGCUCUAGAGUAUGCAAGCACAGAUUUAGUUUUGCCAAUACUGUGACAUGCAAAGGUGACGCUGUCGAAACAGUUAAAUGUCUUCAACUGUUUUGCCCAGUGAAUGGGGGCUGGUGCUAUAGUAGGCAAUGCAAAACAAACUGGUGUGCUGGUGGUAACUACAUCUGUGGUGAGACUUGUGACAACGUCCGGGGAACAUGUGACUGUCCGACACCCUUAUUUGGCGGUUCACCUUGUUCAUAAUUCUACCAAUGCAUGAAGCUUCUGGUUUUAAAAUAACAUCAUUUCUGGACAUUCGUAUGCAAAGAAAUCAAAUUAUUUCCUUUGAUUUUUAUCUUUCCUUUGUUUUUUAUCUUUCCUAGUAUACUAGCAUGUUUAUGCUGUUGCUUACAAAGCAACAACUUCCAUAUUCAACAUCACUCUGGCUAAAGUCUAAGACAAAAGGAAUCUUUAACUUAGCCAUAACCAGUGUUUUCA